CCUCCCUCCUUGCCUCGGUCGCUGCCCGGCCCCGGCGCGAUGUCGGGCGGCGCGGCGAGCGCCCCUAAGCCCCUCCCGUCCUCCGGGCCCAAGUCGCUGCGGGAGAUGCCUCAUCCCCUGGCCACGUCCAGCAGCGAGGAGAUGGGGCCGGCGCUCACCCCCAGCCCCGACCUGCUCCUGCCCCGCAGCAUCGCCGACAAGGAUCUCAGUCUGCCCAAUGGCACACCCGUGGACACUUCUAGCCCAGCCUCCUCCUCAUCUCUCCUCAACAGACUGCAGCUGGAUGAUGACUUGGAUGUGGAAACUAGAGACCUCUUUGUUACUGUGGAUGAUCCCAAAAAACACGUGUGCACAAUGGAGACAUAUAUCACAUACAGGGUUACAACAAAGACCACACGAGCAGAGUUUGAUUUGCCAGAGUAUUCUGUCCGUCGGCGGUACCAAGACUUCGACUGGUUGAGAAACAAGCUGGAAGAGUCUCAGCCAACGCAUCUUAUUCCCCCUCUUCCUGAAAAAUUUGUGGUGAAGGGUGUUGUUGAUCGCUUUUCGGAAGAGUUUGUGGAGACAAGGAGGAAAGCAUUAGACAAGUUCUUGAAGAGAAUAACUGAUCACCCAGUGCUGUCUUUUAAUGAGCACUUCAAUGUCUUUCUCACAGCUAAGGAUCUUAAUGCCUACAAAAAGCAGGGAAUGGCUUUGCUGUCAAAGAUGGGGGAAUCUGUCAAAUACGUUACAGGAGGCUACAAAUUAAGAAGUCGGCCACUGGAGUUUGCAGCCAUUGGGGAUUAUCUAGACACAUUCUCUCUAAAGCUUGGUACCAUCGACAGAAUUGCACAACGAAUCAUCAAGGAACAGUUGGAAUACUUGGUGGAACUACGAGAAUAUGGACCUGUUUAUUCGACCUGGGGAGGGCUGGAGGUGGAGCUAUCAGAGCCACUGGAAGGAGUGUCUGCCUGUAUUGGGAAUUGCUGCACAGCUCUUGAAGAACUCAGUGAGGACAUGACAGAAGACUUCCUGCCUGUACUUAGGGAAUAUAUAUUGUAUGCUGAGUCAAUGAAGAAUGUGUUGAAGAAGAGAGACCAAGUUCAAGCGGAGUAUGAAGCAAAACUGGAAGCAGUAGCCUUGAAAAGAGAAGACCGUCCAAAGGUACCCACAGAUGUUGAGAAAUGUCAAGACCGAGUAGAAUGUUUCAAUGCUGACCUGAAAGCAGAUAUGGAGAGAUGGCAGAACAACAAAAGACAAGAUUUUAGGCAGCUACUCAUGGGGAUGGCAGAUAAAAACAUCCAGUACUACGAGAAGUGCCUUACGGCGUGGGAGUCAAUUAUACCACUAUUGCAAGACAAGCCAGAGACCAAAUAAGAACUACCUUCAUGGACAGUCUAGCACUUCUAUGCUCACUACCACUAGUCAUACUGGAACUGUAUGGAGACUCUUUUUUUUAAGUUGACUGAAAUGACAGCUGCACUUAGUUUUUCAGAGUAUCUGUUCCAGCCUAUUUGAAUUUUUUUUUCUCAUUUUUUGUGUUUAAAAUGGGUUAUGUUUCAUCUUUUUUAGUUACCUUGAAUGGUUCCUUCUUUAUCCUAUGGAGUGAUUGGGGUUCAUAGUGAAAGUGCAUGGGGAUCUUGAUAAAUUUACCUCUCUAGUCUGGAAGGAACUGAUGAGUGGAGCACUAAAAAGAUGAAAAUAAAACUCUACUGCAAGGUGCCAAAUGACAUCUUU
Pseudopodoces humilis (Tibetan ground-tit) is the source of this 1716-nucleotide messenger RNA. It is a transcript of the gene SNX30, whose product is annotated as sorting nexin family member 30. Gene Ontology annotation, biological process: endocytic recycling; protein transport; autophagy of mitochondrion. Gene Ontology annotation, cellular component: cytoplasm; phagophore assembly site; early endosome. The record is from RefSeq and is a predicted model, not a curated record. Gene Ontology annotation, molecular function: phosphatidylinositol binding; protein binding. Lineage: Eukaryota; Metazoa; Chordata; Aves; Passeriformes; Paridae.